CCCAGACAACACAUGAAGACAGCCAAAAUGGAGUUCACUUGACCUGGUGUUUUAUAAAUGUUCUCCGUAGUGUUUUCUUGAGAAAAUUAUAUCGAAGUACAGUAUCUUAUGAACCUCGACUUAUAACAUGGCAACAGGACCUUAUAUAAUCCACAAGUCAUCCCAAUUCUGUGCGGCAGUUCGUUCAAAUGUAGACUUUGACAACUCAGUUCGCAAGAGGAUAAGAGAGGUCACGUUCUGCUUUAAUGGAGUGGCCAUGGACACUUUACCACCUCGGUUAAAUUUAAAGAGUAUCUCAACUGUUGUAAACGCUGCUUGUCAACAGUUCAGAGAAAAGGGAGUAAAAUAUUUGAUCAACAAACAAGAUGUCAAUCGGGCGAGGAAAGAAUUACGGGGACAGUUUUAUUCUCAGGCGAGUGAAGGCGAUUUUAAGACUUGCGAAAAUUCGAUAGCAGAGAGUUCUACUUUUGAUGUUCGUCUUUUAGACGCUGCUGGUUUUCGUUGGGAUAAGGAAAGAGUUACGGAUUACGAAUUAUACAGGUAAGAAGUGUGAAUUAAAUGUUCUAGACUUCCUUUUUAUCUGUAAAUUUUCCUUAAGACUUCCUGCAAGAUCUAUCGUUGUGAUCAGUGAUGAGCUCUGCACGCUUUAUUUUACUGAGACUAUACAUUCUGUUCUUAACUUAUCCUAGUGCUUUUAAAAUCCUUUAACGAAAAGAACGAUGGAGAAGCUAUCAGAGAACAUACAAUUUUAAAGUUAAUACUGUUCCCCUUGUUUUAUUGUACAGUAGUGUGCCUGCAUGCAGUUGACUGGCUAGACCUUACAUGCAUGUGCACUACACAUGCAAUUCUCCUGACUUACACUUUAGAAACAGAAGUUUACAUUGCCUGAUAUAAACACGAGAGGGGUUGGAGAAUUCAAGACAGUAUACAGUUAUGCAGGCCCGUCAAAGUCGAGAGUUUGCAUAUGAGAUCCAAAGAAAAUAAAUGUCAAAUUCACAAAAUGACAUCUUACACAUGAAAUUUACUGGGCCCAGUUGUUUGAAGGCCGUUUAGCGCUAACCCAGGAUUAAAUUUUAACCCGGGUUUUUUUCUUUUGUUCAAAAGCAUUUUCCCGGAUAAUUUUCUCUCUUCUUUUUCGUGCAUCAAAUCAUAAAAUUAUAGGCAAAAAGAAUAAAACUGAAUUUGCUUUUCAAGCUUUCAUAUCUUAAAUCAAAUUUCACCCCAAAUUCGCUUUGAACAACCCGGCCAUUUUACCUACAUUAUCACAAUUCUUGUGCAUUUAAUUUGACAUUUAUUUUCUCGUGCUCGCAUGUUAUUACAGAUGACUUGACUAAACUUCAGAAUACCUCUUCAACAACUCCUGAUACUGCAGUUGGCAGUCUGCAGUGCAGACUGCAGUACAUGUAAUAUACUUUGUUCUUUAAUCCACGUGAACAGAAAUAAGCAAGCUAUACAUGUAAUAUAGCUCGUUUUUAAACCACAAAUCCCAACUAAGCCAGUUGAAAAUAUAGCAGCCAUUCUACUUAACUUAAUAUUCGGCGACUUUGGGACUGCGGACCGUGGUAGCAGUACAUUUACACUCUUAGGGUAGUCAGUUUCAAUUACUGACUGUGGGACUAUAUUUACACACACAAUUCCUUUUCAAUGACUGCAGACUGCGGAUCGUGGUAGCAGUAAAUUUAACAGGGGAAUUUGUGGCCGGGCAUUCUAAAGUUGACUUAAUAACAAUAGCAAAAAAAGAAUGCGAUAUUGUUUAAAUUAUUCCGGUAAAAGGUUUUUGUCCACUGAAAAUUUAACCAAUUUCCUGAUAGUUUCCAUCAACAUUUUUUAAUCAGCUUUAAAUUCAAAAGUCAAUUUCUUAAUUUUUUCAUAAAUACAGUAAGUUGUAAUGGGCCUUUAGUCAUUUUAUGGUAAAAGGUACAUUUAUAAGUGAUAAUAAUGGAAACUUUAUUUGUGUUUUUGAAUGUACAAUAUUGUAAAUCUCACUACGUAUAGGUAAUUUACAAAUGCUGCUUGGAUUAUUGUACUUAGAUUAUUCAAAGAAAAAAACAAGAAAGAAAGAAAAAAGAAAAGAAAAGAAAUCAAAAUCGCAUUAAGUCUGGGCUAUCCCAAUUCCUAUUUCUACUACAAAAGAUGUAAUAGGUUGCUCUAAUGGCUAUAGUUAUCAUUUUCUUCAUUAUAUAUAAAGUUGCUGCUUUUUGACAAUGCUAAUGUCAUUCAUCAUGUCUAAGAACAUGGAGCAUUCAUUGAAGAAAAUGCCAAGGGAGCUCAUGGAGAGAUUUGCAAAUUUCACACAUCUGUAAUUUCUCCUCAUUUCCUGGAUCAAGUUCAGAUAUUUUUCUUUUUUUGUGCACUGCAUUGCUAUUGGUUAGACUCAAAACCAAAUAAUAAUAAUAAUAAUACACCGUAUUCACAAAUGGCGGACACGCGGGAAAAAACUGGUGCCUAGUCAUGAAAGCAAGGCGUUGGAGGGUAAACAAAAAUUGCAAAUGAAGACUUUCAGUGAACUUGGAGAGUGUUUAGCACGGAUUCCACCUAAAAUAACUUUUUAUGGACUUCUUUUUAAAUACAAUGACGUGGGAUGUCUUCUGCUUUUAAUGUUUAGUACUGAUUUGCUGUUUGCAAUCAAAAGGGACGCGUAUAUCUUCAAGGAAACAAGAUGAUUUUGUAGGUUGCCGAAGCCUCAGAAGCUCAACAAGUGGGUGAUGGCUGGAGAAAAGCGGCAAACAUGUUGGCCCAAACUUCACACUGAAAUCGAACACGAAAGCCAGCUGACUGCGAUUCUGUAAAACAGAAGUAAAAACAGAUAUUGGUGCCAAGAAAAAAAGAAAUAAGCGACGGAUAUAUGGCCUACUUGUCAACGGAAGAGACCUCCGCCAUUACUCAAAACAGGUCAAGUCGAGAGCGGGUGAAAGAUUCAUUCACGAGACUCAUUCAUUCAUGUCAGUGUCAUUUUACACAUAUCUAUGUAUGUCUGUAUUUACAACUUCCUUUGGAUGAUAUUAAUUCCGUCGCUUUGGAGUGAAUUGUUAGAGGUACGUUGGCAGAGCUUAGCAAAUUCAGUGCAAAUUUAAAAUCUUUUGAUUUCUUUGUCAUUGCGAAAUAAAAUAAUUUUAUCAAAACUAGAAGCUGUAGUGUGUGAAUCUUAUGGCUUGCUAUUUGCCUGGUCUCCUUUACGGCAUUAUCUCGGAGAGCUCUUGGUAAAAAAGUGGUAUAAAGCUCACAUUUUACUAGGUUAAACGUUUAAGGCAAUGUUUGUGUCAGAACUGAACACGGCAAGCUUCUGUUUCAAAUCAUUAAAUGCGAGUUUGAAUCCGUUUAAGACAACCAUCAUUUUAUUUAUUUAUGUAUUCUUCACUUUUAAAAUAUUAUGGAACAUAAAGUUAAAACUCUUAACAGCCAAAGAUAAGAAAUAGGAAAAUCACUCGCUGAAAUGAAAUGUGGCCGGCUUACUGAGUCUGCCGCGUAGUAACAAGUUGAAAUUUUGAGCGUACUCCACUCGAUCGCUCCUGCAUUUAUACCAAAAAGAUAGUUCUAAUAAUUGAUGUCCUUCAUUGAUAAAGACCAGAGAAUAACGUCCUGGCAAAUAAACACCAAACAUAACUUCAUCGAAACCUCAGUCACCGCUUCUUUCCUGUCUUCCUUUUUUCCAUCUCCAUUUGAACUGUUUUGUUCAAUGGCACACGUCUCUUGGGUUAACAAGUAGGCCAUAUAUCCAUCGCUUAUUUCUUUUUUUCUUGCCACCAAGAUUUGCAUUGUUUAUAUUUCUGUUUUACCGAAUUGCAGUGAGCUGGCUUUCGAACUCGGUUUCAAUGUGAAGUUUGGGCCAACAUGUUUGCCGCUUUUCUCCAGCCAUCGCCCACUUGUCAAGCUUCUGAUGCUUCGGCAACCCACAAAAUCAUCCUGUUUCCUUGAAGAUAUAAGCGUCCGUUUCGAUUGCAAACAGCAAAUCAAUACUAAACAUUAAAAGCGGAAGACAUCCCACGUAAUUGUAUUUAAAAAGAAGUCCGUACAAAGCUAUUUUAGGUGGAAUCCGUGCUAAACACUCUGCAAGUUCACUGAAAGUCUUCAUUUGCAAUUUUUGUUUACCCUCCAACGCCUCGCUUUCAUGGCUAGGCACCAGUCUUUUCCUGCGUGUCCGCCAUUUGUGAAUACGGUGUAUAAUGAUAAUAAUAAUAAUAAUAAUAACUUUCAUGAUUACAGUGAUGAUAAAGGAUGUCUUUAACUUAGUCAGGCCAAUUGUAUUCAGUUUCUAAUCAGCAUCAAUUAAUCUUCUCAGGUGCAAAAAGAAUAUUAUAUUGGACAAGAAAAGAAAGAGAAGACACAAAGAGAAAGGAACUGAUAACAAAGAAUGGGAACAAUUUAUUAAUCAAAAACUUUUGGAAGUAUGGAGAAGGCCUGUUGAUUCUUCAGGGCUUUAUGAGUACAAAGGUAUCAUUAAAAAAUCAAGAUGCAUGUAAUAAUACUUUCCUUAACUAGAGGUAAUCAUUGAUUACGGAUCCAUGUUCGUCACUUGUGGAAAUGAAAUCAAGUCGAAAGGAGUCCAUUUUCCUGGCCGAGAUGCCCCUGAAAAAAUCAGUAGGGGUGGCCAAUGAUACCCCCAUCGCCGUGAUACCUUGAAAAUUUGUGGGUUUGUGCCAUAGGAACACCGAUUACUGUGACACUUCUUUUAUUGUGGAUUACAGUUUGGCUUCCUGUGUUAGUGUAAUUGUCAAGUCAGGGAUUUUGCGGUAGUGAUUCUGGCACUGUUUGUUAUCAUGGUCUUAAAAUAAUGGAACUGAAAAAUAGUUUCCAAGUGACUUUUUCAGCCUUAGGGAUCAAUUUACAGAAAUCCACAAUUUUUUCCACUCAGAUUCUUAACUACAUGUUAGAGCAAUUUAUUUAGGUAUAACAAGUUGUUCAGCAUCUACACUGUAUCAGUUUUCUAAUGUCCGCCAUCUUGAAUCAUUCCCAAAGUGCAUUGUAUGUUACCGAUUUAUGGCUCUCAGUGCCAAGAAAAAAUAUAUGACUUCAAUAAAUGGAAAACAUUUAGGAUGUGGGUUUUCAUGAAUUUUCAUGGAACCAAAAAAUAAACUUACUUCUUCCCGGAGAAGGGGCGUCUUUGAUUCACUUUUGCUAAUCGUGUAUUUAGGCCACGUGAUUUUUCCCGAAAUGUUUGGAAAAUUAUUUGAUUGUCGGUUACUCGUAGAUUUUGGUUGGCUUUAGGGCCUGUCGUCAAAACAUACCAGGCAACCAGAAAAUCACAAACAGAAACUUAAAACCACCAGAAAUAAGAACUCAAAAGCAUACAUGACCUCUUGACCUCUAAAUGCAAGAACCAAAGGCAAAAAUAAAAUUUGUUCUGUCAAAGUUUAUGGUACUCCAUUGACUACGAUGCAUAAUCUACGUGCUAGAAAGAAAAGAAAACCUCUGUUGCUCAAGCAAAUGCUAAGGUCUCAUUUCACACUAUCACUAGCUUACGAUGUACAGCUGUAUGAGUCACAUCUGACCAGUCAACACAGUCUUUAUUUUAAACUAAUCAGGACUUUCUGUAUCCAGUGGGAAGGCUUACAAAAGAUCAGGAUCUUUGUCUUUAAUAAGGGCUUGGGCUUGGUAUAGAGUAAACCGAUUAUAAAAAUGUCUCACUCUGUCAAUUAUUACUUGAUGCAAAUUAGUCGCAUGUGACAUUUUGAGAACUGAAGUGACGUGAAACAUGAGCCACAGAAAUUGUGGCCAAUGGAAUCUAUUUUCUUCAAUUUUUGCAAAAUUAUUCCCAUGCACGAUUAGUGGCUAAAGAUCCCCAUUCUCCAAUUUUUCCUGAGUGGGGCUGGGGGCAGGGGAGGUAGUAUUCUGUACACAGGCCAUACAGAUGGUUGGUUUCCCAUGAUCUCUGGGCACAGAACUGAAAAAUUAUUCUCCAUGGGAGUUGAAAUCCUUUGGGGCUUGAAUUGCUAUUGGUCAGCUCCAUUUUUGCCGUAAAGCAGUGUUCACCUCGUAUUCAUUUGAUACCAGGGUUAAAAGCAUAGCAAAAUAGGCUGCUAACCCUUUAAAGUUGACAACAGGUGUACAUGUAACCUGAAAACAGAUUUUAUCUAGAACAAUUUAUGGGGAUGGCCCUUAUCCAUGAGAGCACCCUUUACACAAGCCUAGAUGAGUCAUUAGAUUGAAAACUUCAACAAUUUUUUUAUUAUUUCUAGUGUUUGGCACUUUCUAUGACAUCAAUGCAAGGUCCUUUUAUAACAUCCAGGUAUGUACAGGUUAUACUUUUGUACCAGUACAUAAUUAUAUUUUAAACAGUCAUCUCCUAUUUAGUGGUCACCUUUUAAAUUUCUGUGGGUGACUGCUUUUUCACUCUGUAUUGUUAUCAUCAUUUGCAGUCAAGCAGACUGUAUUAAUUAGGUUUAACAGUAAUACUAGUCAAGUGCUUACAUGUACAUGAACUCUAGAUAGCUUCAGACCUUCAUUAUUAUUUUUUGCCAUUAUGGGGAUGUAUGUCUUGAUAAAAGGACAGAUUUAGAGGUGACAUGUAAAUCAUUAUGAAUCUAAAAAUAUUAUAAUGAUGACAUAUUGAUUUUCGUCAUAGAUUGAUAAUGAAUACCGGACAGUCUGGGACCAAUUUGUGUUAAAACUCGAUGUUGUUGACUUGGAUCCUAUGAGUGGUAGUGAAGUGCUUCAUUGGGUCACAAAAUUUCCUGUAAGUAUAUAUUUACAUGUUAUACAGUGAAACACUUACAUAGGUGACAUUCUGUAUUCAUGGUGUCUACCAGGAUGCAUUGAUGGUGAAUCACAGCUUUAAUUCUAUAAUAACUACCUCUUUUGCUUAAUUAAUUAUUAGGGCAUAUGCAGUGCAUAAAGGCAAUUUUUGCUAUGGCAAUUUCAAGUGUAUCACAGGGUUGCAACACUUCUGGGUCAUUCUGUCUAAUUGUUAUGACAUUGUUUUAAAAUUCUGCCCUUAAAAUCGACUUAGGUUUGCUUAUGCCAAGGCAGCAAAAAAUCAGCUGGUUGAACCUUUGUUUAGAGAGACAAUCACUCACAAGGUGUAGUAUACAGCUGAGUAUUAUUCCACUGUUAGAGCGGUUUUCACUUGACUGUCGUAAAACCAAAACCAAAGUAAAUACGCUAGCCAACCAAAGGGCGUAGUGAAACCAAAACCAAAACCAAAACCAAUUACUUUCGACAGUCAAGUGAAAACCGCUCUAUUAUGGAGGAUAGUAAUCAGUAUUAAAUUUCUGAGUGAUGAUGCUGUGGGUGUCCAGUUUACAAGUACAACUUUGUUGUAUACAGAUUUUUAAUUAUUUUAAAAUAACAGACAAAUAAAAAACAGCGAUAGUAAAUAACAUGUAUAAGUACUAUUACGUGUACUUAUAUUUUUUGCUAAUUGUUUGUUUCUUUCAUUUUAUAUCCCCUUUGUUCCUAGUACCCUCUGAGAAAUAGAGACUAUGUGUUUGUAAGAAGAGGACAGGUACAAGGUCACUUCUUUGUGACUGAAUUUUUUUCUAUUUUGUUUAUUAAUUUUUUGUUUUCCCCACAAUGAUAUCAUUCUUGCAGUUAUGUAUUUCUGACAGGGAAAACCAGAGUCCCACAAAAUUGCUCUCUGAUAUGAAGCCAGGCUACUGGGUCAACCCCUUGGGCUGGCAUGUUGUCAUUGUAACAGUCAAGCAACUUGGGGCUUUUUUUACUCAUACAAUUUCAAAUACAUUGAGGAAUUUUAACACAGCUGUAUGCUUGUGUUGCUUCUAUUUACCAGUUGCAGACGCUCCCUUUGUAUGAAUAAGGGCAUUGGAUAAGGUAUCAAUUUGGGGGCACCUUCUGUUCACUGUAGGACAAUAAAGGGUCUAAAUUGAAAGAAUUAUAUUUACAGUGUAACUUGUUUUUAUUCUUAUACCAGGUUGAUCAACAGUCCAUGACUAUGGUGCUUAUUUCAAGGUUGGUUAUUAAAAUUAAUAUAAUUAUUAUACCAGUAAAAAUAAUAAUCAAUCAUAAAAUUAUUUAUAAUAGUUUUUGAUGUACAGUUUGCAUACGAGUUCGCCUCAUUUAUGUUCCCUGUCGAAAAGUAUUACUGAUAAGAACAUACAUGUAUGGUCAUAUCCUGUCAGCAAAAGGCAUGAUUAUUGGUUUUAGUGGAGCUAUGUGUACAUAGUUUAAGAAUUAAUUAUUGAGCUGCAAGUAAUGCUGAGCGACUGCAUUUACAAAUGUACCUGCAAGUUAGUAAAUUAUCAAACAUGUCAAUUUAAUGAUCCCAGGCUAGUUUUCUUAUUUUUUGUGUAAUUGAAUUAGAAUUAAAUUGGAACUUAAAUAUAUCAAGGUUAAUGAUGUCCUUGUUCUUGUAUCGGUUCCCCUUCACUUUAUUGUUCCUGUUCCAUCUCUGUUUCUGGUUCCAGUUCCGGUUCUCGCUCGCUUUCCCAUUCCUAUUCCAGUUUCUGGUUUCCGGCUUUUCGAGGCGCCCAUUGUACUCACCUCAACUCAAUACUAACUUUGUGUAUAACAUGCCCUUUACAUUAUGGCAUGCAGUGUAAGUCUUAAAAUGUGUCUGCUGUUUAUCCAGGAUUUUCAAAGGGUAUCGGUGAAAUACACAACAUUACUGUACAGUAUAGAGCAAUAAUUUAUAUUACAUCAGGGCCAUGUGGGCCUCUUGCCUUGUAUUUCUUUCCUUCAUCAAGUCAAUUUUCUUGGUGCUUUUUUUCUUCUCAGGGCUACUACUCACCCACUUUGUCCAGAAAAUAGUGAUCAUGUGCGAGUACAAAGUUAUAAUUCCAGAAUGGUUAUUUUACCACACAGAACAUUUGAUGAGGUGAGGGUUUAUUCCAACCAUAUUUCUCUACCUUUUCUUACUGAAAAAGAAAACUUUUAUAGGCUAUAAUCACAGUAAAUUUUCACACCAUAAAAUUGAAAAGGAAAUGAUAUUUAAUUGGACAAAAACAGUACAAUUACAAUUCCACUAUGGGCCAGUUUAGACAAGUACUUAAACCAUUAUUUCUUUGAGCAAGUUGCUUUUUAAGGUUACUGUUAGAUUUGAUAUUAACCCAUUCAUUUCAAACACUAAUUUCUCAAAGUAAUAAUAAAGAAUUUCCCACAAUAAAAAUUACAUAAGGCUGUCAAGAGAGGCUAUGAAGGUGUGCUUCCUGUUUUAUAUUGCAGGCUAAAAAGAACAAAAAUUUUAUUAUAUUUUUGGCUUUCUUCUGAUUUCUAGCAUUGUCUGUCAAUUUUUCCAUGAGGUGAUUUACAGUAACGUCCCGUAACUUUAGGUGAAAAUGUUUGUUUGAACUCGUAACAAUGUUUUGUAUGAAGCCUUACCAAUGAAGUUAUUUGCAUAACAGGCCAUUAAACUUUGGCUUUACCUGACAUCAACCUUGAAAGGAUCAUUUUGAUAUCCAGUGUGUCUCUAAAAAGGUUUUUCUUUUUUUUGCCAUAGGCAUGUUAAAGAAAGAUCAAAGACCAUUGUACUAUUUAUUAUUUGGGGAUUAAUUAAAAUGUAAACCAAUUUUGCUAUAGAUUGCCAAAGCUUGCUUGAAAUCGUAUGUCAGGUUGUGANAUUUACAGUAACGUCCCGUAACUUUAGGUGAAAAUGUUUGUUUGAACUCGUAACAAUGUUUUGUAUGAAGCCUUACCAAUGAAGUUAUUUGCAUAACAGGCCAUUAAACUUUGGCUUUACCUGUCAUCAACCUUGAAAGGAUCAUUUUGAUAUCCAGUGUGUCUCUAAAAACGUUUUUCUUUUUUUUUGCCAUAGGCAUGUUAAAGAAAGAUCAAAGACCAUUGUACUAUUUAUUAUUUGGGGAUUAAUUAAAAUGUAAACCAAUUUUGCUAUAGAUUGCCAAAGCUUGCUUGAAAUCGUAUGUCAGGUUGUGAAAAUUGCAACAUUUCUGUCAACAACGGAAAGUAUCGUGUCAGAUUUUAGCCCAGUAUCAUCAUUAUUUCCAGGAUAGCACUCUUAGAUACCAACUUUGGCCUUCAUUUUCUCGGCUUCUAUUGAACAAAAAUUUAGGAGUUUGUGUUCAGGUGAAGAGUGCUUUUCAAAUAACCGAUUUUAGAAGCUUGGUCAAUUUUUGACCUUACAGCGGUUCUAAUACCUUAACUGGAAGAUUUACAUUGUACUGAUUUGUUUGUUAACUUAGGAUGGAUUUGACUUUGUGCUAUCAUACUUUGAUGAUCCUAAGACUAACUUUCCAUCGUACUGCAUGAACGUUUUAACAAGCUCAAGUAAGUGUGAUGCACUCAUCAUUCAGUGUUCUUUAUUCUAGUGAGAUUCCACCAGCGGCAUUCUAAUGGGAUAUUUUUAUAAGCAAUGAUAAUGAAGGAUUCUUAUUUACUGUAAUAAAGAGACUUUUAGCUUGUAUGUUUUGUUGUCCUAAUUCAGACCACGUGGUGUUCUCUUUGUCCUAAUUAUGCAUACAUUAAUAUUAUUCAUAUUGAUAUUAUGGUGGAAGCUCUCGUGAGCAGACACCCGAGUGGUGUCCGUAACUGGAACUGGCUCCUUGUGAGAAUGAAAAAUACAGAGCAGGGUUCGAAAUUGCGCCUUCCUGGUCACCAGUGCGAGUAAAAAUUUAGUCCUGGCGACCAGAAUUUCAUAGCUGGUCACCAGCUAGCGACUUGUAAAGCUGGUUGUUAUUGUGGACUUAAACAUUCGGAGAAACUGAUUAAGAAUUGAAACCUCAAAAAGCUAUUUGCCAACAGGUGUCUUCCUUUUUGUCCUGCUGAUAUUUUUUAAUUAAAAGGGAAACAAAUCUUCCUGUAAUAAUACCUUCACAACAGCUACGAUCAAUGCGAGUUGAACGUUUCCAAGCCGCCAUUACGAGUAAUGUGGCACAAAAAAAAUGUGGCCUCGUACGAGCAACAUGGCGGCUAUGUUUCGUUGUUGUUUUGUGGAUUGUUUUGUGGUAGUUAUCGGAAGAAAAUAGUUUUGAUAUGAUCCGGUACAGUCAUGGGCAGACAGCUUUCUGUUCCUACGUUCUAGAUCAGAUGGCUUUACAUGUAUAUCUCCAAAAAGUAAUUUGUGGAAAAAAUGAGACUUCACUCGUUCACGUACGGUUUCUUUCUGGUAUCGGGAGCAGAAGUAUUGCAAUUUUUAAGCACAAAAACGUCCAUACCAUGCAUUUUUUAUUCGUGUUUAAACUUUUACUUGAAAAAAAGGGAGGGGGAAUUUUUGGCGACCACAAUUUGCCCUCUGGCGACCAAAAAUUUAUANAAAAAAAUGUGGCCUCGUACGAGCAACAUGGCGGCUAUGUUUCGUUGUUGUUUUGUGGAUUGUUUUGUGGUAGUUAUCGGAAGAAAAUAGUUUUGAUAUGAUCCGGUACAGUCAUGGGCAGACAGCUUUCUGUUCCUACGUUCUAGAUCAGAUGGCUUUACAUGUAUAUCUCCAAAAAGUAAUUUGUGGAAAAAAUGAGACUUCACUCGUUCACGUACGGUUUCUUUCUGGUAUCGGGAGCAGAAGUAUUGCAAUUUUUAAGCACAAAAACGUCCAUACCAUGCAUUUUUUAUUCGUGUUUAAACUUUUACUUGAAAAAAAGGGAGGGGGAAUUUUUGGCGACCACAAUUUGCCCUCUGGCGACCAAAAAUUUAUACUUGAUCGCCAGUUGGCGCUCGUAUUAAAAAGUUAAUUUCCGACCCUGCAGAGUUUGUAUAGGGGUUGAUUAAAACAGGAUUUUAUUAGACUGCAAAACAGUCGGUUUUUUGCUCAAAAUCAGUAAAGAAAUCGGUAAAGCGUGGUGUAAGAGUCUUGCGUGCACGCAGCGCCCGAGCCUCACAUGCCCUAUGGGCAUGUGAGACGAGAGAAAAAACCGUCUCUCCCCAGUCUCGCUCUAUGUUUUCAGCCUCAUUCCAGACCGUUUGUUUGACUGCUCAUGCGCACUUGAAUACACAAAAAUACGGACUGUUUUGCAGUCUAGGGUUUUAUAAAGGUGGCCAUAAGUAGAGCUGUCCGUUUACAAGAAUGUCCAUUAGGAGAGCUUCCACUCUAUAUGCAUUGGACAAAAUGGUCUGAAAUGAGAAAACAAAACAUACAAACUAAAAUUAAAAAGGACUAUAAUUAUUUAUUAAUACAGUGUAUCAGUCACAAGACACAGCUGGGUUUCAUUUCAUAACUGUCAUCAACAACAGAGCUGAAAAUAAUAUUAUGAUCAUCUCAAAGUGGAAUUGUCAGUUUAAAUGACCUGCCCUCAGGAGUCUUGUCUUGUGUUUUUCACUGCUGUGACAAAUAACUGAUGAGAAGUUCCUCAUCAAAUCACUUCACAAAUGGUGCGUUUUUACUCAGAUUUCCGAACCUGUCAUCAUGAUGGUACCUGAUUUCCUUUGUUUCUCCUUUGGAAUAAUAUUUAAUAAUAAUUUAAUAUUUAUAUAAUAUUUUGAAAAAGUUGUAGUUAAAGUACAUGUUUUUCAUCUUUGAAAAAGGCGACCGUUUUAUACUUUUCACUUUCUAAUUAUGUUUCAGAUCUUCCUACUUUCAUUAAUACACUACACUCUGCAGCAGCUGGGCUAAGCCAACAGGACCAAAAAUGCCUGGCAGAAAGACAGGAGAUGGUCAAUCACUGAUUGUGCACUCUGAGUCAAUGAAAGUGCUUUUCUGAAAAUAAUUAAAGUAAUUGUACAAAGAACUUCUUAGUUGUGGCAGAACUUUGUGAUACAGUUGUAACGACAGACGAUCACUGGAAAUCCCAUUGGAAGUAAAGUUUGCAUGAUUAUAAUCAUUAUGCCCUCUCAAGUUGAUACAGUGAAUGAACAUCUUGUGCAAUGCUUUGUGAGCUGACUGCUGACUUUGUAGUUAGAGAAAGAGGGGCACAUGUAAUGUGAGAAAAAAAUUGCCUGAAAUGACUCUAUGUGUGCCAGAAAGCUGACACAUUAAAAUGAUUAUCUUUGGAUGUCAUGAAACAACUGUAACCAGGUUCAGUUGAUUACAAAGUACAUUAUUUUUGUAAGGUAAUCUGAACAACAACAAAAAUUGUAAUGUUUUCAAACUGUUGAACACUGAUGAGUAAACUAUUAAUAAAUUGAAGUACAAAAUGUAUAGGGGAUGUGUAUUAGACAGGGGGCAUUUAUUAGAGAGGGGCGUCUAAUACACCUUUAAAAGCGUUGAGGGGGCAUUAUUUUAAUAUAAUUCAAAAGAGGAGUAUAUUUGGAAGUAGGCAUCUGUUAGGUCAUUUCAGAAACCCAUGAGGGGUUUCUGGUCAUUUACAGUAAUUUGUGACAGCCUUCAGGUCCAGGUUACCCUGCAAGCAGAGUCUCCUUUGAUCUUCCUAGAAAAUAUUGGUAUUUUCUAGAAAGAUCAAAAGGGAUUCUGCUGGCAGGGUAGGUCCGGGUUGAUACAGUUGGUUAAUGACUACUGAUUUCUCUCACAGUUGAGUAUUUACAUGUACAUCAGGUUUUGUUAAUAAAAACCACCCCAAAAUAAAAUGAAGUUUAUAGUGUGUAUGUAUAGUAA
Molecule: messenger RNA, 13390 nt
Organism: Porites evermanni
Lineage: Eukaryota; Metazoa; Cnidaria; Anthozoa; Scleractinia; Poritidae
Source: the annotation of a GenBank genome assembly